AAGGUGUGACAGGUGACAUCUCUGGCAUAAAGCAAGGACAAAAGGGGACAGGUCCUAGGUAGAAAGUUAGGUAAAAUAAAGAAGGUAACAAUAAAGCUAAGAAGGCUUGUGAAUACUUUUUAGGUCGACUCACAUGCUGAAUUAAAACACAUGCCGGGAACUGAAUAAUAAAAGGACUUUAAUUUGAAGAAGAAAUUGACACCGAAGGAAAGGACGACCAAGGGCAAAGACUCAAGCAGCGUGUUGGAGAGGUGAGAACCAAUUUACCUUCACAAUGUCUUCAUUUGAGGCCCAGGGCCAGUCCCCUCCUCGGUGUGGGCCGCAGUUCCCUAGCCUUGGCCAGGAGCCACCUGAGCUCAGCAUGUACAGUGAUUGUUACUACCCUCCUCCCUCACUGCCGAGCCCACAGCGCACCACCCCGUCCUCCUAUGACCUGGGCGACUAUACCACCAUGUCCCCCAAUCCCUACCUCUGGUUCAACGGUUCUGGGAUCAACACGCCUCCUUACCUGGCUGCCACUGGCCCACCAGGAAAUCCCGGACCCCCCUUUGUCCCGCAACACUAUGGCAUGCAGAGGCCUUACCUUGGCCCGACUGGAGCUGGAGGACCAGGAGGGGAACUGAGUUGGUUCUCCCUGCCCUCUCAAGAAGACCUGAUGAAGCUGGUCAGACCCCCUUACUCAUACUCCGCUCUCAUCGCCAUGGCCAUCCACGGCGCCCCAGACAGGAGGCUGACACUGAGCCAAAUUUACCAAUAUGUGGCUGACAAUUUCCCGUUCUACAACAAGAGCAAAGCUGGCUGGCAGAACUCCAUUAGGCACAACCUGUCUCUCAAUGACUGUUUCAAAAAAGUACCAAGAGAUGAGGAUGAUCCAGGGAAGGGCAACUACUGGACGCUAGACCCAAACUGUGAGAAGAUGUUUGACAAUGGAAACUUCCGCCGCAAAAGGAAGAGGAAGUCUGAUUCCCUCUCUGGUGGAGAAGGGGGUUCAGGGGGUCCUGAGUCAGGUGACAGUGAGAGAGGCAGCCCCAAGCAUGCUGGCAACCCUGCUCUCGACAUUAACUCCACGCCAGACAGGAUUCCCUCCCCGUCAUCCUCAAGUCCCUGCCUCAGCAGCUUCUUAUCUGAGAUGUCUGGGGUGACAGCUGGAGCAGCCAGUGAGGUUGGAGGAGAUGGGUUAAGCAGGCCGCUGCAGAUCAACCUUCCCAUGGAUGGGCCUCAGAGGCCCACACAGCCUGGAAGCUUUGGUAGUUACUCCCCCAGCUCAGGUGGGCCAGAGUGGGCAUCACCGCUGCCGCCUCCACCUGCACUGUCCUCUUCACCCAACCACUCCUCCCUGGGGUACAGCAGCCCCAUCCUCAGCCAGUUCAAUGGGCAUUUCUACCCUGGACUGGGAUCAACAGGGAUCCUCUACCCUCGUGAGGGCACAGAGGUUUGAGAGACUUUGUUUAAAGAGACUACAAGAGACUUGCAGCAUGAAAAUUUGCCCGUCUGAUCAGUUCUGUGAUGGUUAUACUGUUGUCAGAGAAAUAAAGCUAACACUGCUUAAACACACACAACAACACAGAUAGUCUGUUUGCGCUGACUGAGACAGUUGAGAUCACUAUAGCGUGUGACAGUGAAGUAAAAAGACACUGAUUCCCACAGGAAAAGCUGAGUCAGCUGCAAUGCAUUACAACUGACACUGCCUAAAAGCCCAGUCUGCUUCUCAUAUCAGGUCCUCAAUCAGCUUUCAUUCUGGCUAAACCUUGUCUCUAUCAGAUCUGACUCAUUAUUAACAGAUCCCUGAUCAGAUCUCCUGCUGACAUCAGGCCAUUCCACACUGCUAUCUACGGUUCUUUGAUAGUAUCACCUACACAAAGCUCAGACAGCACAUUUGGAAGGGUAGUUAAAUUACAUAUUAGUCUACAGAGUCUAUGUUCACUGCCCUUAUAGAAUCAGCAAAAGAUGAAAGAGAAUUUCUCUUCCAGCCUCUUCAGUCAUGACCGAAGAGAAGCAAUCUGAUAACCUUGAAAUCUCCGAGUCUGAUACACAAGUGGUGGUUGUAUUUCAUUUUGUAAAUAUGUCUAUGUGUUGUGUAAUGUUUAUUCAUACAUUUAUAUGUUUGGUUUGUUGGUAAAAA
Messenger RNA from Myripristis murdjan (pinecone soldierfish), 2122 nucleotides. It is a transcript of the gene foxi3b, whose product is annotated as forkhead box I3b. The record is from RefSeq and is a predicted model, not a curated record. Gene Ontology annotation, biological process: anatomical structure morphogenesis; cell differentiation; regulation of transcription by RNA polymerase II. Lineage: Eukaryota; Metazoa; Chordata; Actinopteri; Holocentriformes; Holocentridae. The transcript is spliced from 2 exons. Gene Ontology annotation, molecular function: DNA-binding transcription factor activity, RNA polymerase II-specific; RNA polymerase II cis-regulatory region sequence-specific DNA binding. The coding region runs from base 275 to 1438 and encodes 387 amino acids.